AUGAUCGCUUUGGGUAAUGGACUACGAGAGGAUUCCUCGUUGACUGCAGAUGACGACUUCGUGGAUGUUACCGACGAACGAAGUACCACUUCAACAGGGUUCAAGGCUCAUCUGCGCUUGCCCUUCAUGGUUCAAAUGAUUUUAUUUUACGUUUCUUGUGUUAUAGUUGUUGUUCUUGCAUUCCAUUUUUCUUUAUUUAAUGCUCUUCCACCUACAACAACCAUUGAGCGCCAAGAAUUCACUGUCACCAACGACGGAGAUGUCAUCAAUCAGAAGCGAAAUGGCGGCGUAUCGCGAAGAUCUCAUCGACGAGUGGCAAAACAGAUCAGCCGUAGAACAGAAACAGAAUCGCAAACGCAAAGGUCCUCUCGUCCACGACCAGUGCUUUUACGCCGCCCACAGUCUCGCAUCGAACCACAUCACUGGCCAACACCACCCAGGUCACCGCCUCGCAUUGAUGAUAGCACAAGACUUACAGAAACUCGAACUCGAGCUCUCAACCUAAGGCCUAUUAACACUCCGCUGUCAAGAUCACCAAUACGGCCUCUUGCUAUUGCUCCUCGGCAACCGCUGCCAAUACGGCCUCAACAACCUAGUCGUCGAAUAGUGGACAGCUCGCGAAGAAUAGCAGUUCCGCUACCGGUGCAGUCACCUCGCUGGAGCCUCGGACUACCACGUCCUACUACUAACAACAUAUUAACGGCUCCCGACAGGAUAUUACCGCGAACAAGAACUAUUGGCGAUGCACGUAUCAUAGACCGACGACCGCUGGAAAUGUCCGAAGCGGAAAUUGAACAAGCUGUGAUAAAUGCAAUAAUAGAAUCAUCAACGGUUUCUGCCAGAAGGCGGACACGUAUUCGAAGGCCGCAACUACGGCUAACAUCGGCGCUUCCAAGUUCACCAAUGAGCAAUACGCAACUGACUCGAAUGCAGCAUACCUCAAUCGUUUCAAAUACUGCUCAAAUGGAAGACGUCUUCGAGAGACCAUUUGGCAGUAGGUCUAGCACUAUAAGCCUGAAAAGCAACAUGGAAACUGAAGCUAUCAUCCCGGCUCUGACGACAACACCAAUGACAAUAAUUGCCCGAGUUGAUAACACUGCUUUCCCAACCAGUUCUAUUCCACUGUCUUCGCGUCGCAUCAGCAUAGUAUCCAAUAAAGAAAGCAGUAGUCGAAUGCGAUCGAGAAGCCGAGCUUUGCACAAACACAGCAGUUUCUCGUCCUCUGUGGCACAUUUUGGCAGUGCUGGCACGAAAAGCGUUGAAUUUGCUACAGAGCCGCCUACAUCAGCCCCUACUCAAUUCGAUACAUUUGUUAGGAGCAGGCCAAUAACCGUAAUCGGUCAAGAUGGUUUAUUCACUGACAUCACGACCAGAUCUCCACCGACGGAUAGGAAACCAACUCUGACUUUCACACAAUCACCAUCUGUCACAUUGAUCAGCGACGAUGAUGAUGAGCUUUUCAGGACUAUUCCGUUUGAUACCGACACAGCUACUGACAUCACAGAAGAGUUUACAUUCACAACAUCACCGUCUCCCUCUGCUACUUUACCCACUCCUUUAACAGAAGAGACAACCACUCCGACUCUAUUUGUAGAUAUAUCUGACGAAUUUACAACCACAGAAAAGCCAGGAGCACCAUUGGAUAUAGACUCUUCUGGAAGAAGUAUAGAAGGGUCGAACAUUCCGUCCAUGGAAGGGCCGAGCAAUCCAUCCACGGAAGAACCAAUAAUUUCAUCUAUGGACGGUCUCCACAUUCCAGGAAUGGAAGAUCCAUCGCGCCCAGGUGCUGACGAUAGAGAAGGUACUGAAAAAACAAUUCCAUCAACUCCGAUUGCUACACAGAUAAGAGGACCUCCUGCUCCUCCACCACCGGAAUUUUUGCUUGCUAGCACUAGGAACGGUGAAUUCAAAGAAGAGGAAUUGAACAGAAACAUCAUUGAAGGUGAGCAGUCGACAGUGUUGCCGCCGGCGCCAAUACCUUCCACAAAGUCAUUCUCGAUACAAGAAAUAGGCGCUCCUGGUGCCGAACCUCCUAAUGACACCGUCGUUGCAGAACUCAAUAAAGCGGAUGAUUUUAUGGAGGUAGCUCGGCGCUUGCAGCUGAUCCGAAGCAAUUUCAUUCGAGAUCGGCAACGGAGGUCAGCCAAGAAGAGGCAUUAAAAUCUUACUAUUAUUUGCAAUUAUAAUCAUGUCCAACCGAUUCUCACCUCAAAACAAGCUUCCCAUACGCUGUGCUCUUCCUUUUUGCCCAGAAAAUAUUUAUAGCGCACUUUCGCAUAGCAAGAUUUCGGUUGGUACCCUCACAACGGGUGGAAAUCACGCCUAUUAACGAACAUGAACUGUAAGCA
Cylicocyclus nassatus is the source of this 2348-nucleotide messenger RNA. The record is from the annotation of a GenBank genome assembly. Lineage: Eukaryota; Metazoa; Nematoda; Chromadorea; Rhabditida; Strongylidae.